GACUGGGGUCGUUGGUGAGCUGUGAUACGGGUCGCAGCAUGGUAGUAGACCUCUACGGCAAAUCCGGAUUGUGCACUUUUUAUGCCGUACAGGUCUGGAGCAUCGGCUGUACGAUUGCUGAGAUCGCGACAGGCCGAGUCCUCUUCCCAGGUGAAUCCACCGCCGACCAGCUCUGGCUCAUCGUGCGCUGUCUGGGGCCCCUCUCCUGGCAACACAACAAGGCGAACAACAACAGCAACAAAGCCAACAAGGCAACAACAGCAAUUCGCACGGUUCCACCAGAGCCCCCGCAUCCUGGCGGUUUCUCAGUCGGCUCUCCUGCUCCCGCUGCCGCUGGCGCCCCCGGACGCAGCGCCCCCACUGCUAGCCGGAUGCACUGCACCCUGCGUCAUCUCCUUCCCGAGCUCGACCCGCCGCUGUUUCAGCUCAUAGAAGCCUGCCUGCGGCCCGACCCAACAAAACGACCCACGGUUCACGAGCUGCUGCAGAUGCCGUACUUUUGGGAUGUACCGCGGCACCUGGCGGACAGUCCACAGUUGAGUGAUGGGCUGCAGCUGGCAGUGUCGGCGGGGAUGGCGGCGCGGAGGGCUGGAGGAGGAGCAGGGACUGCGGAGGAGGGAGGGGUGAGGAAGGCGCUUCCUCCGGAGUUGAAGACGCAGCAGCGGGAGCAAAGGCAGCAGCCGCCACAGCAGGAGACAGCUGCUGGCUUGCCGGAGGGCAUGCAAGGGGGGAUAGGUGAAGCCACGCCGUCAGCAACUUUGCAGGAGCAGCGGGAUCAGCAGCAACAGCAGCAGCAAAAACAAGCUCGUGG
Messenger RNA from Astrephomene gubernaculifera, 811 nucleotides. The record is from the annotation of a GenBank genome assembly. NCBI's taxonomy places the organism in Eukaryota, Viridiplantae, Chlorophyta, Chlorophyceae, Chlamydomonadales, Astrephomenaceae.